GAAGCCAGGUCUCCGCCUCCUCCUCCCACCCCGCCUGUUUGGCGGCGGCGGAGGCGGCGGUGGUGGCAGCGGUUGUCCCUGCCCCUCCGCCACCUCCACCUCGGCCUGUCCCCUGCCGGCGGCGUUGGCGGGGAGGGGGACAGUAGUUGUAGACGGCUGCCCCUGCCUCAGAGAAGAUACCACACUGAACAAAGACUGAAUACGUUUUGUAAAAGGCUUGUAAGGAGUAAUGCCAUAGUUUGAAUCACAGUGGAUUUCACGUUAUGAGCUCCUCAGUUGUUACACAGUCUCACUACUUGGGGAAAGUUCAUGCUGAAAAACUGAAGCAAUUAAAGGGUGAAUAUGAUCAGAUUUCUCCACCAAGUUCUGAUGAGGUACUUUCUGUAACAGAGAGAGAACAAACCAGGAGGAAUUCUAGAAUGUUUUUUUUCACCAAUCAGAAGCAGCAGAAUGAAAUCCAAGCUCCGUGCAGAAGAUACAGAACUCUGUUCCCUCGUCUUUCCUCAUGCCCUGUACCUCACAGUAGUUUUGUCUCACGGCUGAAUUUCUCAUUUCCAGCAUUCCCAAACCCUUUUACAAACGUCCUUUUGUUAUUAAGUCUUACAAUACUCUGGUCAGAGAAUCCCUGGUUGUCAACCUAAUGAAGCAUUCAGAGAAGACAUAUGACUCUUUUCAAGAUGAACUUGACGAUUAUAUCAAAGUGCAGAAAGCCAGAGGCUUAGAGCCAAAGACUUGUUUCCGAAAGAUGAGAGAGGAUUAUUUGGAAACCUGUGGGUACAAAGAAGAGGUUGAUUGCAGACCCAGGUACAGAAUGUUUGAUCCGAGACUCCCGUAUGAGACCGUCCAGGCCUCCCCGAGACCGCGCGGUAUCUCGCACGCAGUGGAAAGGCGGUUACCGCAGUGGCCACCAGCUGGUGACAGCAGGUGGAGUCUGGGCUCCCUGAGCUGCUGUCAAUCUGCCAGGGACUGUUUCUCAGGAACCCCAGUACCCCUGAGCCUUAGUCAGCAGGAGUAUAACUGUCGCUCACACAGUGUAGAAUCUGGAGUUUCCAAGCACCUCUCCUCAGAAAACGGAGCCAGUGCCCAUCAAGCUGGUUAUGAACAGACGCAUCGGAAGAGAUCAAGGCGCCCAGAGGAAGGCAGAGGACAACCAGGGGAGGAGAGGCCCAAGCAUAAGAGGAAAAAGGCUUGUGAGGAAGUAGAUUCAGACAAACACAGGAGCAUCCAGAGAAACGAAACAGAGCUGGAAGCUGUCAAAGCCAGUUCAGGAAAGCCUAAGAAUCGGAAGGAGAAAAACAGCCGAGAUGUAGCUUCUAAGAAAGAGGGACGUAAGCGUAGGAAAGAGAAGAAGGAACAAGGCAAAGAAAGGACAGAGGAGGAGAUGCUUUGGGACCAGUCUAUCCUUGGGUUUUGAAGCUUUUGGACUGGUUCUCCCGUGGUUAAACUGAAGAUCGCUGAGGGGCUCGGUUCUAUGUCCGUGUUCCAGCUCGCUUCCCGUGUGAACAGGUGCGCGGGCAGGGUGCGCAGGGAACAUUUAGCACGCUUGCUCUCCAACGUGGAAACGGCUGUUCCCCAUUUUCUAAAAUCAGCGCUACGUUGCCUUUACACAUAACGUAAUUCCCCUUAACGAGAGUGGCUUCGCUUUUGUUCAUCAAAUUGCUGUGACGGUGGAAGUGUUUUUCCCUUGGAAGGUCAUUUAUUUGAAAUUGGAGGAUAGGCAGGCUUUGCAGAAUCUGUUUCUACAUUGGGUUUUAGUUUGGGGUGGGGUAUUUUUAUAUUCAUUAGUUUUCCUUAUGAAGCAAUUUAGAUUCUUUUUCCUUUGCUAGAUCUAACUUGCAAUAUAUUUUCUAGAUUGGAAAGUGGAAAAUGCAAUAGAGUAUAUAAUAAGCUUAGGUUACAUACAGUUUUGAACAUUUCAGAGUCUUAUACAAAAUCAGUUUAUAUUCUGGAAAUGUUUAUAAUAUAAUAAAGUUAUAAUUUCUACAA
Molecule: messenger RNA, 1986 nt
Organism: Vicugna pacos (alpaca)
Lineage: Eukaryota; Metazoa; Chordata; Mammalia; Artiodactyla; Camelidae
Source: RefSeq, a predicted model, not a curated record